Aureobasidium subglaciale EXF-2481 is the source of this 1356-nucleotide messenger RNA. RefSeq lists its product as uncharacterized. Bases 1 to 1356 code for a protein of 451 amino acids. Gene Ontology annotation, molecular function: RNA binding; double-stranded DNA binding. The record is from RefSeq and is a predicted model, not a curated record. The transcript has 2 exons. Gene Ontology annotation, biological process: post-transcriptional tethering of RNA polymerase II gene DNA at nuclear periphery; transcription elongation by RNA polymerase II; poly(A)+ mRNA export from nucleus. Lineage: Eukaryota; Fungi; Ascomycota; Dothideomycetes; Dothideales; Saccotheciaceae. Gene Ontology annotation, cellular component: transcription export complex 2.
AUGGCUAGGAGUGGCUAUGAGCUCGCCAGCACUUUGUCGCCAGUUGCGCCCAAGCAUGACAGUGGUCGUCUUUAUGCUCUCCACAGAGAAUCAAAUGCUUUCAGCAUCCAGGCAGACAUCCGACGUGCUCUCUCGCAUAACCCAGCAGUUCAACUAGAGAGAGACGAAGUCAAUGCCUGGGCCGACGUUUUUGUUGCAUACUGGAAAGCUGUUGGCGAAAUUCUUAUUGCCGAGGAAUCGCUCAAUCAGGGAAAGAAUGCCUCCAAACCUCAGAGUAAGGUCGCAAAUUGGGACAAGGUCUAUGCCGCCUGGAAGGAUGUUCUCAAUGCAUUGUUGAGAGGUUAUCAGAUUGAGGUUUUCGAUGCUUGGACCAUUCCCUGCCUCUACAUCGUGGGCAAGUAUCUACGUGUCUUCGCCAUCAAAGCCGACGAUGCUGCAUCUCAAAAGGGCCAGACCACAUUCAAUGCUUUCGAAGAAGAUGUUGGUGACGCAACAGGAGGAAACGAGAAGUUGGAGGACGCUGCACGUCAGAUCAACAGAGUCUUCAGUCUUUGCAUCGGCGAUAGAUCUCCUAUCGACACUUCUCGCAAAUGGGGUGCCUACUACAUUGCUAACUUGCAAUUCAAGACUUACUUCAAGCUCAAUUCGAUCGCUCUCUCGCAAAACGUCAUUCGAUCGCUCUCAGCCACGAAUACCGACUUGCCACCACUUGAUCGUUUCCCUCGUUCUCAACAAGUCACAUACAAUUACUACCUCGGCGUUCUCAAGUUCUUGCAUGAGGAUUAUGCAAAAGCUGAGGAGUACCUAACCAUUGCCUACAACAAAGCUUUAACAGGAUCUAGCCGGAACAUCAGAUUGAUUUUGACGUAUCUCAUUCCGACCAGACUCAUCACCGCUCAUGUUCUACCUACCCAAGCGAUGUUGGCACCUUAUCCCGGUCUGCAACGACUAUUUGCUCCUCUUUGUGCUUGCAUCAAGAAGGGUGACCUCACGGGAUUCGAUGCUGCCCUUCAAGCCGGAGAGGACGAGUUUGUUAAGCGAAGGGUGUACCUCACUCUUGAGCGUGGUCGUGACAUUUGUCUCCGCAAUCUUGUUCGAAAGGUCUAUCUCGUUGGCGAACUUGAGGCACCCAAAGAGGGUGAGAUGGGCGUAGAACUGACGCGAAGAAGUCGAAUUCCGCUGCGAGAGUUCGCUGCUGCUUUGAAACUUGGCGGCGAGACCGAACUCGAGGGUGACGAAGUCGAAUGCCUACUUGCCAAUCUAAUCUACAAAGGCAUGAUGAAGGGGUACAUCUCUCGGACGCAUGGCAUGGUUGUCCUGAACAAGAAGGGGGCAUUCCCCGGUACUGGCGUUUGA